Messenger RNA from Thermothelomyces thermophilus ATCC 42464, 1671 nucleotides. RefSeq lists its product as uncharacterized. The record is from RefSeq and is a predicted model, not a curated record. Gene Ontology annotation, molecular function: carbohydrate:proton symporter activity. NCBI's taxonomy places the organism in Eukaryota, Fungi, Ascomycota, Sordariomycetes, Sordariales, Chaetomiaceae. Gene Ontology annotation, cellular component: membrane. Gene Ontology annotation, biological process: carbohydrate transport; transmembrane transport. Bases 1 to 1671 code for a protein of 556 amino acids. The transcript has 5 exons.
AUGUCCGGCAAUGGGAGAAUCUACCGCAUAUCGGCCCUCGCCGUCCUUGGGGGCGCUUUGUUUGGCUUUGACAUGUCUUCAAUGUCGGCCAUCAUCUCAACACAGCCGUACCUGUGUCAGUUCAACCAGCGCGGCUUCGACAAGGAGGGCCGCUGCCUGGGCCCCACGUCGGAUACACAGGGAGGCGUCACUGCUGCCAUGCCCGGGGGUUCUUUGAUUGGCGCUCUUGUCUCGGGCUGGUUGUCAGACCGGUGCGGCCGGAAGAAGACCAUCAUGAUCGGCUCGGUCUUCUGGAUUGCCGGGUCUGUCGUGACCUGCGCCUCGGUCAAUCUCCCCAUGCUCGCGGUUGGCCGUUUCAUCAACGGCUUCGCUGUUGGCAUCUGCUCCGCCCAGGUGCCCGUCUACAUCACCGAGAUCGCCCCACCGACGCUGCGCGGUCGACUUGUCGCCAUGCAGCAGUGGGCCAUCACCUGGGGCAUUCUCAUCAUGUACUUCAUCUGCUUUGGAUGCUCUUACGUUGAUGGCGCAGGGGCCUUCCGCAUCCCCUGGGGCCUCCAGAUGCUUCCUGCCAUCUGCCUCUGCGUCGGCCUCAGCUUUGAACCCGAGUCUCCUCGAUGGCUUUUCAAGAAGGGCCGCGAGAUGGAGGCCAAGGACGUCCUUGCUCAGCUACACGGCGGCGGCAACGCCAAUUCUCAGUUCGUCCAGAGGGAACUCCAGGACAUCAAAGCCACCGUCAGCCAGGAACACAAGCACGCUGACGCCAGUUGGCUCGAACUCUUUACACCCAGCAUGAUGAACCGGACCUUGAUCGGCGUCUUUACACAAAUCUGGUCCCAACUCACGGGCAUGAAUGUGAUGAUGUACUACAUCACAUACGUCUUUACCAUGGCAGGACUAUCCAAUGCCGGUACCAAUGAAGUUUUGAUCCCGAGCAGCGUCAGCUUCAUUAUCAACGUUGUGAUGACCGUGCCCGCCCUCGUGUGGAUGGAUCGCUGGGGCCGCCGCCCGCCCCUUCUUAUCGGAGCCGCCCUGAUGUGCCUGUGGCUCACCAUCACUGCCAUCAUGUUCGGAGUUUAUGCUCGCGACGCAGAGCCUGGAGAGUUUGCUUCAGCUUCCGAGUCGAUGGUUGUGAGUGGUCCCGCCGCGCGGGUCAUCAUUGCGGCAACCUGCCUCUUCGUUGCCAGCUUUGCGCCAACAUGGGGCCCCGUAUCGUGGACCUACCCUCCCGAGCUCUUCCCUCUCCGUCUCCGAGGCAAGGCCGUUGCCCUAGCCACAUCGGCAAAUUGGACCUUUAACUUUGCGCUCGCUUACUUCGUCCCGCCGGCGUUCGAGAACAUCACGUGGAAAACAUAUGUCAUCUUUGCCGUUUUCUGCGCCGUCAUGUUUCUUCACGUGUUUUUCUUCUUCCCGGAGACAGCCAACAAGACGCUCGAGGAGAUUGAGCAGAUAUUUGACGAUAAACGACCAGGUGCGAUCAAGUAUAUAGGGACACCAGCGUGGAAGACAUACAAUGACCGUAAAGCCAUGAUCACACAUGAACUUCGGGAUUCGAUCAGCGACUCCGAGGAUGGAGACAAAGCGCAGACGAACAGCACAGAGCCGGGUGCGAGAGAUGGAAUAAUGACAGCCACGAGCAAUGAACCGAUGCCAGCCUCGGGAAACGACGCGUGA